Molecule: messenger RNA, 243 nt
Organism: Colletotrichum chrysophilum
Lineage: Eukaryota; Fungi; Ascomycota; Sordariomycetes; Glomerellales; Glomerellaceae
Exons: 2
Coding region: 1-243 (80 amino acids)
Source: RefSeq, a predicted model, not a curated record
AUGGCUCGUGAAGUCCGCAGAGGUGGCAGUGCUGAUGCCCACGAUGCUGAUCAGAGAUAUGUUGCCGGAGCUGAACUGCCGGAUGGCAAUGCUGCUGCCAUGGGUGUUGAUAGCCCCACUACCACCAAUAGGCGAACGGCUAUCAACAUUGUCAGUGUGGGCGAUUCUGGCCUCAAGCUGUACCAGCCGAGACUGGACGCUCGUAUCCCCGACGCCCGGGGUCCUGUACAGGUGCGGAUGUGA